UCGCGACUCCGGAAGGCGGAAAAAAAGACAAACAAUGAUCAGUUUUGUGUCCCAUUACAAGAACAGUUUGAUUCAACAAAUAAUUUCACAGUGUUGUUAAUUAGAUCGAGUGUAACAGAAAAAUGCACAUGUACCCUCGAACAAAUUGUUGAUGUAGCUAAACGCCAAAUAGGACUCUUUUGUUGCCGAGAUUCUGCUGCUGCACUAUGAGUUCCAGGCUGUGCAGGACCUGUGGGGGGGCCGACAUAGAUGUGGACCAGGCUCGGGGCAGCGCCGUGUGCACCGGCUGUGGUUCGGUUCUGGAGGACAACAUCAUUGUCUCAGAGGUCCAGUUUGUAGAGGGAAGUGGAGGUGUGUCCUCGGCUGUGGGGCAGUUUGUGUCUACUGAUGGUCCAGUCAAAACUCCUCUGCUUGGUUCUGGAUUCCACACCAGUGUUGGUAAAGAGGCGAGAGCACAGACACUGCAAAGUGGGAGACGCCAGAUCCAUCACCUAGGCAACCAGCUGCAACUCAACCAGCACUGUCUGGACACAGCCUUCAAUUUCUUCAAGAUGGUUGUCAGCAGACACCUGACACGUGGACGUAAAACAGAACACAUCAUCGCCGCCUGCCUCUACCUGGUGUGUCGCACCGAAGGAACACCACACAUGUUGCUGGACCUGAGUGACCUGCUCCAGGUGAAUGUUUAUAUCCUGGGAAAAACGUUCUUGCUGUUGGCUCGUGAACUCUGCAUCAAUGCUCCUGCCAUUGAUCCAUGUCUGCUAAUUCCUCGCUUCGCUCACAUGUUGGAGUUUGGGGCAAAGACUCAUGAUGUGUCCAUGACGGCACUUCGUCUGGUUCAGAGGAUGAAGAGGGACUGGAUGCACACGGGACGCCGUCCAUCUGGACUCUGUGGUGCUGCGCUCCUCGUGGCGGCCCGCAUGCACAAGUUUCGCCGUACCGUAAAGGAGGUGAUCGGGGUGGUGAAAGUUUGUCAGGCCACGCUGCGGAAGAGGUUAACAGAGUUUGAGGACACACCCACCAGUCAGCUGACCAUCGAUGAGUUCAUGAAGGUGGAUCUGGAGCAGGAAUGUGACCCCCCCUCUUUUACUGCCGCCCUGCACAAGACCAAGAUGCAGCAGCUGGAGCAAGAGCUGACCAAGAAGCUGAAUGAGGUCCAAGGAGAGAUCAGCUGCUACCAAGACCAGAUUGAAAGCGAGCUGGAGAAGAGUCGACCCAAACUGAGAGGAGUUUUUGCCGGCUAUGUCAACAAAAUAGACCCUCAGGACAAGGAAAUCAUGGGCUUCACUACUGACCUCGAGGAGCUGACGGCUGAAGAUGACCUCCAAAAUGCCACCCAGCACCUUACACAGGACUUCCUGUGCCAGGUGAUGCAAGAAGAGGAGAGGCUGUGCAAAAAGGACCAAGACAUUGGUGAGCCGAGGGCGGGGAGCGAUGGGGUGCCAUCUCCGCAGCAGGCCCCCUCUGUUGCCACCAUUAUGGCAAGUGCUGCCGCUUUGGACCUCCAACAAACCUUCCAGGUCUUCAGCAAGUCCCAAAUAGACGACACUACUUCGGUUGACGAGAAUUCAGAGAGUGGAGAUCUGGAUCUGGACGGUAUUGAUGAGCAGGAGAUCGAUAAGUACAUCCUGAGUGACAAGGAGGUCCAGGUGAAGACCCAACUGUGGAUGCAGCAGAACCAAGAAUACCUGCAAGAGCAGAAAGAAAAAGAAGAAAGAAUUCAAAAAGAGAAAGAGCAGGGGACAUACAAAGAAAAGCCCAAGAAGUGCAAGAAGAAGAAGAAGGAGACCAUCCAGGCGUCCACAGCAGGCGAGGCCAUCAAGAAGAUGCUGGAGAAGAAGAAAAUCUCUACUAAGAUCAACUAUGAUGUCCUCAAAGACCUCAAUGGUGGGGGGGCAGGAAGUGGAGGGGGCAGCAGCCCGGAAAAGACUGCCCCCGAGCCCCCCACCAGACCUGCACGAAAAAGACUUCGCCGCAAGAAGUUGGCCAAAGAUGCCAUUGUGGACCUGGCCGCUACUGCCAGUAUGAUGGGGAAGAGGCUUGGCCCCCUCUUUUCCAAACCUCCUAAGAAGAAACGUGUGUCACAGGUAGAAGAGGCUGUUUCCGUGACAACAGCCUCGACAUCUCAGACGCCCAAACCAAAACCAGACUCCGGCUCCGCUCCCAUCAUGGACGAGGAGGAGGAGGAGGAGGAAGAAGAGGAGUGUAUUAGCGCCCUGCAGCUUGUUGAACGUUUUGGCUGCGAGAAGGACGAGCUUGAGGAGGACAACGUCUUGUAAUUUUUUAAUGUUCCUGUUAUCAUUUUAAAUAUUUAAUGUUAUGCUUAAAAGAAUGUAAAUAUGAAAUGUGAAACAUUUUAAAAGGUCAAAUUUUGUAAAAUGUUAUUUAGCAGCAGAGAUUAAACUGUUUUAAGCCCCGGUCACAACA
This is a messenger RNA of Dunckerocampus dactyliophorus (ringed pipefish), 2427 nucleotides long. It is a transcript of the gene brf1b, whose product is annotated as BRF1 RNA polymerase III transcription initiation factor subunit b. Bases 207 to 2279 code for a protein of 690 amino acids. Gene Ontology annotation, molecular function: RNA polymerase III general transcription initiation factor activity; TBP-class protein binding; RNA polymerase III type 3 promoter sequence-specific DNA binding. The record is from RefSeq and is a predicted model, not a curated record. Gene Ontology annotation, biological process: DNA-templated transcription initiation; transcription by RNA polymerase III; transcription preinitiation complex assembly. Lineage: Eukaryota; Metazoa; Chordata; Actinopteri; Syngnathiformes; Syngnathidae. Gene Ontology annotation, cellular component: transcription factor TFIIIB complex; nucleus; transcription preinitiation complex. The transcript has 19 exons.